AUGAGCGCUGCAAUCGUUGUGGCAAGUGCGGGAAGCGCUGCUGCCGCGGAAACGCUCCGGUUCAGCCAUACGGACAAUCCUGGUGGUUCUCGCCAGGCGGCGGCGGAGCUUUUUGCCGAAAAGGUCGCUGAAUACACAGACGGACGUUAUGAAGUUCAGAUCUUCCCGUCGGGUCAGCUGGCAAACGAUCCGAAGGCCAUUGAACUGCUCCAGCUCGGUGGCAUCGACUUUACGGUCUCCGCAACGGGCAGCUACGCCACUCACCUGCCGACGCUUAACCUCACUGCGAUGCCGUUCCUGGUCGACACAUAUGAGCAGGGCUGGGAACUCUAUGACAAUUCGGAUUGGCUGCAGGGCGAAUUUGACAAGCUGCCUGAAAAGGGCUUCCGCGUCCUGUCGACCUGGGAGGCCGGUUUCCGGAGCUUCACCACGAACGAGCCGCUCGCCUCCCCUGAAGAUGCUCAAUCCAUGAAGAUGCGCGUCUUUCCGAACGACAUGAUCCGCUGGUCGAUGGAAGCCAUCGGUUUUCAGACGGUCGUCAUGCCGAUCACAGAUGUCUACCUGUCGAUCCAGCAAGGCAUCGUGAAUGGCCAGGAGAACCCGGUCGACACGAUCAAUUCCCUUCGGUUCUAUGAAGUGGCUCCCAACAUCACGCUGACGCGUCAUGUCUAUAGCCCGCUGCCCCUGACGAUUGCCGAGAAGACCUGGCAAUCCUUUUCUGACGAAGACAAGGAAGCAGUACGGAAGGCAGCUGCCGAAUCCGCAGCCUUCAGCCGCAACCUGGUGAAAAGCUCCGUCGACAGCCAGCUGUCCCAGAUGACAGAGGACGGCGCCAAGGUCAGCGUUCCUGAAAUCGGACCGUUCCGCGAAGCCGUGCAGCCGGUUUAUGCAAAAGCAAAAGACGUCUACGGCGAGGAAGCUGUCAACAAUAUCCUCUCCGAUGCCGCGGCCAUCAGAGACGCGCUUCCGGCGCAAAACUGA
Effrenium voratum is the source of this 981-nucleotide messenger RNA. NCBI's taxonomy places the organism in Eukaryota, Dinophyceae, Suessiales, Symbiodiniaceae. The record is from the annotation of a GenBank genome assembly.